Messenger RNA from Coccomyxa subellipsoidea C-169, 1647 nucleotides. RefSeq lists its product as hypothetical. NCBI's taxonomy places the organism in Eukaryota, Viridiplantae, Chlorophyta, Trebouxiophyceae, Coccomyxaceae. The transcript has 10 exons. The coding region runs from base 1 to 1647 and encodes 548 amino acids. The record is from RefSeq and is a predicted model, not a curated record.
AUGGCAAAGGUUGCAGGAGGCCUCGCUCUGGUGCUCGCGGCAUUUGUUGUGGCUCUGCCGUCCAUUCUGUCAACCAAGGCAGGCCUGCGCUCUGCACUGGCGGUCGCAAACCGUUUUGUACCAGGCACAGUUGCAGUCAAGCAGGCCAGCCUUGGAUGGAGGAAGCCUGUCAAUAUCGAGCAUGUGGAGUGGGGUGACUUGUCAGAAGCUGGCGGCAGCGCAGUGGUAGAGGUGCCCAGCAUCAGGUCCUCUGCGUCGCUGUGGGAAAUUGCCAGGGGCCGCGAGUACGAGGUUGUGGUCAGCAGUCCGCGUGUGGAUGGCUCCUUGACCGAGGAAGGGGAGCUCAGACUGCAGCAAGUCGCCCAGGGCAAAGCUGCGCCCCUUGCACGGGCGGACACCCCAGGAGGGGUCAAGGCCAAAGUUGGGAGUGAGGAUGUGAGGUUUGCGGCUGAGGGCAAGUUUCUGUCCGGGCACCUCUACGUCUCCGGCGGCAUCAUCCAUGGCCUUCCCUGUGCCGCUAAGGAGGUGGUGGGCAAUGAUCUCCACCUGACUGCCAUUGUGGGAGCAAAGCAGCUGAAGGCCGAUGGCCCCGACUAUGACAUUGAAGCCGGCUGGGUGGACAACACACCCAAGCCUCCCAGGUCCCGCAACAUUGGCAAGCCGUUGGAGCCGACUGUUAUCAAGGUGGCCAGCCAGCACAUCAAUGCACAGCUCAGCGGCUGGCGCACAGCCGAUGGCAUCAUCCUUCGAGAACCCAUCACUGCAUCCUUCGCCUACACGCCUGCACUGGCCAAGUACGGUUUUGCCAAGGUGGCACCGCUGCUGGCUGACGUGGCGGCUGUGGAAGAGGGUGGACUCGUCUCCGUCAGCGCCACACCUGAUAAGAUGGAGCUGCCCGCUGAGCGCGUGGCAGUGCGCGUGGAGCCCCUCAGGCUGAAGGUGGGCCGGGGGCCGCUGCUGGGCAAGGCGAUAGAGUUCCUGGCAAGCCAGGGCAGCGGGGGCGUGCGCGCACGUGGCUCACUGCUGCAGGCGCAGACGUCGGCCAUCUGUGUGGACCUGCUCGGCAGUGGCGCUCUGCAGACCCAGCGACUGGAUGUGCUUGUGGGCGGGGCCAGCCGUGGGCUGCACCUGGCCACCUGGGGGGAGGUGGACGUGAAGAGCGACCAGAUUAGCAUGUGGCUGGGAUUCCCAGCAGCCUCCCUCUCACGGCUGGGGCUGAAGGGCCUCCCCCGCGAAGCCAUGCUGCCCAUCGCGGUGGAAGGCUCCCUGCACAAGCCUCGCGUCAAGUGGCUCGACGGAUAUCGGAAGGUGGCUGCCCUGGCGACAGCGUACAAGCCAGAGGCCGCGGCUAGGGAGGGCAGCGCUGAGUCGCAGCCGGCAGCGGCGCCGUCUCUGCGCAGGAGCGUGUUCCAAGAAGCGCUGCGCAGCAUGGCCGCAUCUGAAGGGGCAUCUGCCGAGGAUGUGGAGGUGCCUGCCCCGGUAGAUAAGGUGCUGCCCUGGGAGAUUGUGCAGGAGGAUGGCAGCAUUGUGAGCACUGUGUCAGAAGAAGCAGAGGGCGAUGGCAUUCUGGGGCCAGUUUUUGGGACCUUCGGGAAUUUGAUUCGCAAGGCUGCCUCAGCACUGGGGAAGAAGCUGCACAUCAUUUGA